Molecule: messenger RNA, 1056 nt
Organism: Euleptes europaea (tarantolino)
Lineage: Eukaryota; Metazoa; Chordata; Lepidosauria; Squamata; Sphaerodactylidae
Gene: ARK2C
Product: arkadia (RNF111) C-terminal like ring finger ubiquitin ligase 2C
Exons: 8
Coding region: 3-1037 (344 amino acids)
Biological process (GO): positive regulation of BMP signaling pathway; motor neuron axon guidance
Molecular function (GO): zinc ion binding; ubiquitin protein ligase activity
Source: RefSeq, a predicted model, not a curated record
GGAUGGUUUUGGUGCACGUCGGCUAUCUUGUUCUUCCAGUGUUUGGCUCUGUGCGAAACAGAGGCGCUCCUUUUCAAAGGUCUCAGCAUCCUCACGCUACCUCCUGCCGGCACUUCCACCUGGGCCCCCAGCCUCAGAUGUCCGCUGACUUCCCCCUGCCUCACGCUGUCCAGCCUCACGUGGCGACCGCUCACCAGCACAGUGGCCCACUCCACCAGCCCCUGCCGCCUCUGCCUGCCCUGCCAUUCCAGGAUGUGACGGGACCCUCUUUCCUACCUCAGGCCCUACACCAGCAAUACCUCCUCCAGCAGCAGCUCCUCGAGGCCCAGCAACGCAGAAUCAUGCCUCAUCCCAGGCGGACUCAGGAGCGUAUGUCUGUCCAACCUCAUCGGUUACAUCCAGGCUUCGAAUUUGGCCAUCAACUCCAGACGCCUCAACCCAUGGGGCCUCAGCCCAGAUACUUAGCGGAAGGAACGGACUGGGACCUCAGUGUCGAUGCCGGUUUGACUCACAAUCAGUUCCAAGUGAGGCCCGUUCCGCAGCAUUAUCAGCAUUACUUAGCUACUCAAAGGAUACACCAUUUCCCCCGAAGCACAUCCUCAACACAAAUGGUCAUCCAUGAUAUCAGAAACUACCCAUAUCCUCAACUUCAGCUUCUCACUCUUCAGGGAUUGAAUCCAAACAGACACACGUCUGCCGUGAGAGAGAGUUAUGAAGAGCUGCUGCAACUGGAAGACAGGCUAGGAAGCGUGAACAGGGGGGCCGUGCAGAACACCAUCGAACGGUUUACUUUCCCGCACAAGUACAAAAAGAGGAGACCGCAGGAGAGCAAAGCAGAGAAGGAGGAGGGGGAAGAGUCGGACACGGAUGAGAAAUGCACAAUCUGUCUCUCGAUGCUGGAAGAUGGCGAGGAUGUGAGGCGGUUGCCGUGUAUGCAUCUUUUCCACCAAGUGUGUGUGGAUCAGUGGCUAGCGACCAGCAAGAAAUGCCCCAUCUGCCGCGUGGACAUUGAAACCCAACUGGGAUCCGACAGCUGAAACCGGCCCGGUGCGGAGG